AUGUGUAAGCAACCUAAAUGUGUAUACAACCUAAAUGUGCAUGAUUCAUACACUAUUGAAGCCGCUGGAACUCCACCACUCGCCUACAUUAUCGCUCAGUGCAACCACGUCUCCGUUACUGUGAAGCUCCGCCGUCGUCAGCUGCUGCUUCCUCUUGACCCCUCAUCGAACUCAUCGGAGCAGCAAGAAAACGAAGCAGUCGGAGCUACCGUCGACCACCAUUACAUCCCACCACCACUGCAGUCCGCCACCAUCGCCUUGCUGCCAUUGGUAAGUCUGUUCAAGUUUCUUUUGGGUUUAAAGUCGUCCCACCGGAUACCUGCAUCUGGAUCUGUGGGCGGUGACAGGUGGUGGUGGGGACUGCCCACCACAGCAACGGCGGCGAGUAGUGGUAGCACAGCAGCUUCGUUGCUUCCGUCUUCCCAAUACAAGGGUGAUCGAAGAGGAAAAAGGGAGCAAGGAUUGGGGUUUGUUUGGGGUUGCUCAGAUCAACAGAAAAGAAAAAGAAAUGGGGUGAGGCUGGAAUGGUUCUAUGGUGGGCGGAGAUGUAGCGGUUCACGGUGGAGUUUGGUGGUCGAAUGGAGGCUAGCAGGUGGUGCGGUGGCUAUCUCCAGAUUGCCGGAUGUAGCAGCCCCUUCUUGCUCGUUGAAAUCGGGAACGAAAGAAAGAAAUGGCAAAGACGCCGUCGCAGACUCGGCUGUCAAAGAGGACGACAAUAACGCCGGAUCCACCGUCCCCAACAGACCGCGUACCCCAAAACCGCGUACACCGUCUCCUGCCGUAGGCAACGGUACCAACGGGAGGUCUAGCACCAAUACUCCGAGUCAUUCUUUCACCGGAAGCCCAUGGCACAGUACGUACCCCGCGGGGGUACCCCCGACGCCAUCACCGGCGAGGACGCCGAGGCGGAUGUUCAAGUGGCCUUUCCCACCUCCGUCUCCGGCGAAGCCGAUCAUGUCGGCGAUUAUGAAACGGCAGGGUAACGGAAAGGGAAAAGGGAACACGGCAGCGACGGGAACGAUACCGGAAGAUGAAGGCGGAGAGGGAGAACGAGCGUUGGAUAAGAGUUUCGGGUACCAGAGGAAUUUCGGGUCAAAGUAUGAGUUGGGGAAGGAGAUCGGAAGAGGGCAUUUCGGGCAUACUUGUUGGGCAAAGGGCAAAAAGGGAGCUCUCAAGAAUCAACCCGUUGCUGUAAAAAUCAUUUCAAAAGCUAAGAUGACAACAGCCAUAUCAAUUGAAGAUGUACGUAGGGAGGUAAAGUUAUUAAAGGGCUUAUCUGGACAUCAACACAUGGUCCAGUUCCAUGAUGCAUUUGAAGAUGAUCAGAACGUGUACAUAGUUAUGGAGCUGUGUGAAGGGGGAGAACUCCUUGACCGGAUUUUAUCCAGAGGUGGAAGAUAUACAGAAAAUGAUGCUAAAUCCAUAGUUGUACAAAUCUUGAGUGUAGCAUCCUUUUGUCAUCUUCAAGGUGUAGUGCAUCGUGACUUAAAGCCAGAGAACUUUCUAUUUAGCACAAGAGAGGAAGAUUCGGCAUUAAAGGUUAUAGAUUUCGGUUUGUCUGAUUAUGCAAGACCAGACCUACGGCUGAAUGAUAUUGUUGGAAGCGCCCGACCCUUUUUUGCUAGAACUGAAUCCGGAAUCUUCCGAUCCGUUUUAAGAGCUGAUCCUAAUCUUAAUGACUCACCUUGGCCUUCUGUAACCCUAGAAGCCAAAGAUUUUGUCAAAAGACUUCUCAAUAAAGAUCAUAGAAAAAGAAUGACAGCCUCACAAGCCUUAACUCACCCGUGGCUAAGAGAUGAAAAUCGUGCAAUUCCUCUAGACAUUUUGAUUUAUAAAUUAGUGAAAACAUAUCUUCGGGCCUCGCCUUUAAAGCGCGCAGCACUUAAGGCUCUCUCGAAAGCUUUGACCGAAGAUGAGCUUGUUUACUUAAGGGCUCAGUUUGAGUUAUUGGAACCGAAAGAUGGGUGUGUUUCUCUCGACAAUUUUAGAAUGGCUCUGGUGAAACAUUCGACUGCUGCCAUGAAAGAAUCGCGGGUUCUUGAUAUCUUGGAUGCCAUGAAGCCACUUUCUUAUACACGAAUGGGAUUUGAAGAGUUUUGUGCUGCUGCAAUUAGCCCACAUCAACUUGAAGCUCUUGAGAAUUGGGAGAUGAUUGCAAGUACAGCUUUCGACUAUUUCGAACUAGAAGGAAACCGUGUCAUUUCAGUAGAUGCAUUAGCACAGGAAAUGAAUGUGGGCCCAUCAGCACACGCGAUACUGAAAGAUUGGAUAAGAAAUACGGAUGGGAAACUUAACUUUCUUGGAUAUACCAAGCUUUUGCAUGGUUUGACUAUUCGUAGUUCAAACACAAGGCAUCAUUAAUAAUAAAAAGAUGGAUUUAUUAACUAGGUGAUUCUUGUUUGUUUAUUCUUAAUUUGUUUCUUCUGAUUGAUGCAUAAACAACAAAAUGGGCUGCAAUGGUUACAUGUAUCACACCCUUACAUGAUGGGGGAAAGAACGAUAAAGAUAGGGCAGAUAGAUAUAUAUGCCCAUGAGAUGACUGAUGGCAUGUUGGUAAUUUUUGUGUUUUUGUCAAAUUUGAUUUAUUGUGAAUUGGUGUUUAAAGAAAUUGUAAAGGUCAACUUGUUAUUAUUUUUUUUUUGUUACAGAUUAAGUACUUAUUUUAUCA
Messenger RNA from Lactuca virosa, 2668 nucleotides. The record is from the annotation of a GenBank genome assembly. NCBI's taxonomy places the organism in Eukaryota, Viridiplantae, Streptophyta, Magnoliopsida, Asterales, Asteraceae.